Molecule: messenger RNA, 1297 nt
Organism: Prunus persica (peach)
Lineage: Eukaryota; Viridiplantae; Streptophyta; Magnoliopsida; Rosales; Rosaceae
Exons: 4
Coding region: 264-788 (174 amino acids)
Source: RefSeq, a predicted model, not a curated record
CUUCAAAACUUUUAUUAUUUUGUUUGCUUACCUUUUUCUUUUUCGCCAGUGGCUCUAUAAAUUGGGUGGAGACCAACCUGUGUCAAACUUCUGUCCUUUCCCCUUCCUUUCCUGUCUAAACCAAAUUCCUUCCGCCCAAUUUUCCUCCCCUUCCCAUUCUUUCUCAAUUCACUGUUAAUAACAACACAGCGACGAGUUAAGCAGCUAACUACCACACUCAGAUUUAAGGUUUUACGUCGUCCUUUCGAAAGCAAGGAGCAAAAAUGAAUCACUGUGCGAUACAGCAAGGCAACGCCCUCUCAGCUUGCGAAGACAUGAGGACUUAUUCAAGAGACUCCGUCGUUUGUCCCAAACCUCGCCGUUUUGGCCUUCUAAACGCCAGCCCUCACGAUCCCGUCAGAUCUUUCAGAUGGCAAUUUGGCCACCAAGCGGAGCUCUGUGAUCCAAAGGCAGGGUCUGAUAUUUUGGACAACCUCCUCACAAAGGGAUCUUUCGGCGUUGAACAAUUUUCGUGUACAGAAAUGGCCUCGCAGCACCCAUUUUAUAGCGGGUCGCCGCCCAGCAGAGUAGCUAACCCAUUAAUUCAGGACGCUCGAUUUGGGAAUGAGAAACUCACCCCACUCUCACCAAUACCCGCCCCGUCUGGUCUAUCCUCGUCUCCUUCGUCAUCCACAAGGAAAGGAGGCUUUGUUCGGGCCAAUUUUGGGAGCAAACCAGCCGUGAGGGUCGAGGGGUUUGAUUGCCUGGAUAGGGAUAGGAGAAAUUGCAGCAUCCCUACCCUGGCAUAGAAGCCCAAUUCAAUCAAUGAAGGUACAUAGGAAAGAUUGAGCUUAAGUUUGCUAUAGUCAACCACAAUACUUGGAUAGCAUUGAGAGUAAAUUUUGAAAUUCUCGGAGAGUGAAGGAAGUAGAUCCUUCUGCCUUGUGUAGAUAUGUUUGAGGGAUUUAUGUAAAUGAAAUGUGUCGGUGUCAUGUAAGUAAAUGUGAUGUUAACCAAAUAAUGUAAGGGGUCCAUAGGUCAUGUUUAAAAGAGUUUAUGAGGGGGUGGCCAUUAGGUUGAGAAGAGAGUCUAGUCUGUCUUUGAUCUACCACCACCACCCUCUUGUAUUGUAAAAAGUAAGGAGUCCAUGGUGGAAAAAAUUUCAUUUUGUUUCGAUUUAGGUGUUUUUGAGUUUCAGUGAGCGGCUUAUCAAGGGAAUCUGUACAAAUUAAAGUUGCUGUUGAGUCGAUCCGAGAACAGCCAUUUACAGUGUAAAUAUACCAUCUGUGUUAUAGUUAUAUUCUGCUUUCCAUCGGUU